GCUGUACUAGUGCAAUAAGUUAAGGCCGCAGCACACACUUUUGCAUAAGCGCAUAACCAUAAGCAUAAAAAAAUUGAUUGGUUCAUUUUCUUAUGCAUACACUUGGGGACCAAUCAAUUUCCUUAUGCUUCUGCCUUUAGAAAAAGACAUACAUACUUUCUUUCACUCUAACUAAUUGCACUAGUGCAGCAAUGCAGCUAAAACGAAUAGACCCAUUACUGGAAAGCACGUGUAUUAAGCAGUGUGUAUUUUGUACAUCUACUUUGGAUUUGUAAAUUGUAAAAUAAUAAAAAAAAAAGUUUAUAAUUGAAAAUCGAGGACUGCCGUAAAUAUAAAAAUCAAUAAUUCGCUAUGAAGGAGAUUGUGGUAGAUAUUGAGCAUCGUGCUGAUGAUUAUGACAAUUGUAAUACAUUUGUCUUACCUUCAAAAAAAAUAAAAACAAAGAACAUAAAUAAGGAAGUAAAAACUCAGUUGUUAUCAAAAAAACGUAGGAAACAAUUAGAAAACAUAAUAGAGAGAAAAAAGAAGAAAUUACAGAGAACAACAUUGUUAGAAGAUUUGGCGAAAUUACAAGCAUCUUCAGAUGAGUUGCAACAAUAUACAAGUUUAACAUCUUUGCAAAAUAAAGGUUUAAAGCGUCAUUUUCGAGAAUUAGAAAUGCCUAUUUCAAAAUUAAAAUGUAAGAAAAAUGAAAUAGAGAAAAGUGAUAUAACAGAGGCAACUUUUUGUGCAAAUUCUAUCAAAGGUAGCAAGAAGAAAAGAUUAGUUACCAUUAGUUUGGACCAUGCAAAACAAAACAAAACUACUUUUGAUUCAAAUAUGAUUGGAUUUGAAUCCAGUGAUAGCAGCAAUGAAAAUGAUUGUAACAAUAAAAAUGAAAAUAAAACACAUGUUUCUGACAAUAUUGCUAUUUCUAUGGAAAAUGAAAAAAAUAAUGAGAAUCUUCUAAAAAAUACGCAAAAGAAAAUACUUCCAGCUAAAUCUCAGGAAUCUAAAAAAUCAGUAGGAAAGCAAACAGCUAUUUCUAAAAUUUCUUCAUCUACUGUUUUUGUACCUGUAAAUAGAAAGCCAGAGAUACAAGCAACUAGAUUAAAACUACCUAUUGUUACAGAAGAACAAAUAAUAGUUGAAACAAUAAAUGAAAAUCCAAUAACCAUAAUUACUGGAGAAACAGGAAGUGGCAAAACAACACAAGUGCCUCAAUUUUUAUAUGAAGCUGGAUAUGCUGAAAAUAAAUUAAUUGGAAUAACUGAACCAAGAAGAGUAGCAGCAAUGUCAAUGAGCAAACGAGUAGCUGAAGAAAUGAAUCUUACCGAAAAACAGGUUUCAUAUCUAAUCCGCUUUGAGGGAAAUGUUACUGAAGAAACAAAGAUCAAAUAUAUGACUGAUGGUGUUUUGCUGAAAGAAAUUCAAAAUGAUUUUUUAUUAAAAAAAUAUUCUGUCAUUAUACUCGAUGAAGCACACGAACGCAGCGUAUAUACCGAUAUUCUGAUUGGUCUAUUAUCAAGGAUUGUUCCGCUUCGCAAUAAACGCAAUGAUUCAUUGAAAUUGAUAAUUAUGUCUGCUACAUUGCGUGUGGAGGAAUUUGUAGAGAAUAUGAAGUUGUUUAAAACAAAACCGCCAGUAAUUACAGUUGAAACACGACAAUUUCCUGUAACAAUACAUUUCAACAGAAGAACAAACGAAAAUUAUAUCAAUGAAACAUUACGUAAAGCAAUCAAAAUACAUACUCGUCUACCAGAAGGUGGUAUAUUAAUUUUUUUAACAGGUCAGCAAGAGGUACAGAUGAUCGUACGUAAAUUACGUAAAUUAUUUCCAUUAAAGAAAAAUAAAUAUCUUAAAACUAAAUUAGUAGAUUCUGAAAAAAACGAAAUAUCAUUGAAAGAAGAAACGAAUAAUGAACAUAGUAAUAAUGAUGAUUCCGAUAAUGAUUUUGAUGCUAAAGAAGCACAUCAUAAUCAACAGAGGAGAAAGAAACAAAUUAUAUUUCCGACUAUUAAUCUUGAUGAUUAUUCGACAACUCUUAUUGAUGACACACAUGAAGAUUUAAUCAAUGUACAAGAUGGAGAUAAUUUAGACGAAGAUGAAGAUGAGGAUGAAAUUAUUGAUUUUAAGUUGAUGACAAAUACACAACCAUUGUGGGUUCUACCUCUUUAUUCUCUUUUACCAAGUCAUAAACAAGCUAAGGUGUUUGAAUUGCCACCAGAAGGAUGUCGUUUAUGCGUAGUAUCCACUAAUAUUGCAGAAACAUCGUUGACAAUUCCCAAUAUCAGAUAUGUUAUAGAUAGUGGGCGUUGUAAAACAAGACUAUAUGAUAAAGUGACUGGUGUGAGCACAUAUCAUAUUUGCUAUACGAGCAAAGCAUCAGCCAAACAGCGUGCUGGCAGAGCUGGAAGAACUCGACCUGGUCAUUGCUACAGAUUAUACUCAUCGGCUGUGUACAAUGACCAAUUUGAAGAAUAUAGUCAAUCAGAAAUAUGUAAAAAGCCAGUGGAUGAUUUGUUAUUACAAAUGAAGGCGAUGAAUAUAGAUAAAGUCGUUAAUUUUCCAUUUCCUACGCCACCGGAUAUUGUACAAUUGAAGUUUGCAGAAAAACGGCUUACAGUACUUGGAGCAUUGCAAUCAGUUCCGAAAAAACAAGAGUUGUACUGUGCAAAAGUGACAUUGCUUGGACGUAGUAUUGCCACAUUUCCGGUUAUCCCACGCUAUGGCAAAAUGUUAGCACUAUCACAUCAACAUAACUUAUUAAAAUAUACAAUAUGCAUGGUAGCAGCUCUUAGUGUUCAAGAAGUGCUCAAAGAGACAUUUGGUAUAGAAAGUUCGGUUAAACAUAAAUGGCUAUCAAUGCGUCGUUGCUGGAGUGGCACAGGCAAUAGUUUACUUCUUGGUGAUCUAAUGGUUCUGAUAAAAGUUAUCGGAUGUGCCGAGUAUGCAGAAUUUAAAAGAAAACUGUUCUCUUUCUGUGAAAAAACUGGCUUAAGAUACAAAGCUAUAGCUGAGAUCAGAAAACUUAGGCAGCAACUCACUAAUGAAAUUAAUUUAAACAUUUCUGAUCUAAAUCUAAGUAUUGAUCCAAAAAUGGUGCUACCAACUGACAUCGAAGCUAAAUUACUCCGUCAGAUAGUUCUUGCGGGUAUGGCGGAUCAAAUCGCGAAAAAGGUGUCAUUUGAUGAGAUAAAAGAAGAUCACAACAAAAUUAAGUGGAAGCACGCCUAUAAAACAGCAGAAAUGGAGGAACCUAUAUUCAUGCAUUCUUCAUGCAUCUUAUGGAAAACCAGUCCGGAUUGGGUAGUUUACCAAGAGCUUUAUGAAACAAAUAAGAUUUAUAUGCGAAAUGUCACAGCAAUAGAACCUGAAUGGUUACCAAAAUUUGCACCUACAUUGUGCAACCUCAGUGAACCAUUGAUUGAUCCACCACCAAGGUAUGAUCGAGAAACAGGAAAAAUUAUUUGUCGUGUAAGCGGCACAUUUGGAAGAGCAGGGUGGAAACUUCCAUUAAUGGAUAUAGAGCAUCCAUUGACAAUGGAUGGUAUCAAGUGGUUCACAUUUUUCUUCUUACAAGGUCAAAUAUGCCCUAAAUUGAAACGAUUUGUGCCAUCAUUAUUAACGACACCGAGCAGCGUCACUAAAUCUUGGGCCAAACUAAUACCACGCACUCAAGCAAUAGUACAAGCAUUAUUAUCGUACGAAAUCAUGUCCAAGGAUAAACUGCUGCAAAUGUGGAGUACAGAUAAGAAAUUCUUAUUAGUACCCUAUCAGAAAUGGCUGCCGGAAUCAGCGCACGCAGAAAUAGCUAUUUUAUGGCCACCUUUAUAAUACAAUUCAUAAUAUUAAGAUUGUAACUACAUAAUUUCUUAGUAUUUGUUAUAUAUGAAUUUUUUUAUAAUAUAAUGAUAAAAUGUAUCUUAAUUAUUGUAUUAGAUAUGUAAAUUAAAUCGGUGCCUUUA
Messenger RNA from Camponotus floridanus (Florida carpenter ant), 3947 nucleotides. RefSeq names its product probable ATP-dependent RNA helicase kurz (gene kz). Lineage: Eukaryota; Metazoa; Arthropoda; Insecta; Hymenoptera; Formicidae. Gene Ontology annotation, cellular component: intracellular anatomical structure; nucleolus. The record is from RefSeq and is a predicted model, not a curated record. The coding region runs from base 352 to 3816 and encodes 1154 amino acids. Gene Ontology annotation, molecular function: ATP binding; RNA binding; ATP hydrolysis activity. The transcript is spliced from 17 exons. Gene Ontology annotation, biological process: maturation of SSU-rRNA from tricistronic rRNA transcript (SSU-rRNA, 5.8S rRNA, LSU-rRNA).